GGGCGGAAGAAGGGGCGGUGGGUGGGGCGGUAGGCGGGGCGAGGCACUGCUACGUAGUAGACUUGGGGGCGGGGUUACGUGACGUCGCGGGGCAGCGUCAUCAUAACUCUGGACGCGUGCGAAGCAGGCGGCAGCCCUUUUACCUUGCUCUCUUCAUCGUCGUCGUGAUCCAAGCGAUAACACUCGAAGAGAGAAGCCGUGAAAUCUAAGCAGCACAGCAACGCUACUCUGAAAAUCAACGCCAUGGCGACGAGCGAAAAUGAACCGAGCAGGAGUCAGCCUACGUCUGCCAAUAUGUGGAGUGCGCUGACCUCUGGUAGCGCAAUAAUUCGCAGCAAAUCACCUGAAGCGAUCCUGGCUCUCUUCGAGCCUCACCUCACCGAGCGCCAGAAGCUUGAACUCACCACGAUGGACGAGAUCUGGUACUUUACUCUGGACGAUGGCGAGGAUGAAACGUCGCGAGGCGGCAUCUGGAACCAUGGCUACGAUGACCAAGAGCACAACUACAUUCCUGUCAUGCACGAGCACUUCAACUACCGAUUUGAGCUGGGAAGGAAGAUCGGGCAGGGCGGGCAGGGCGUGGUCGUGCAGUGUCUCGACCACAAGACGCAGACUCUGGUGGCGCUCAAGAUCCUCGCCUCUCCCACCAAGUGAGUGGUACCCUGGGGCAGCUGUGCAGUCAACAAACCAAGAACAAAAACAAACAACAAUACAGAGAUUAUGAGGCUGCUCCUGGCUGUGAAGUCACAGCAGCAGCGGCAGCAGCAACAAACUAGGGCUGAACGUCCU
This is a messenger RNA of Petromyzon marinus (sea lamprey), 789 nucleotides long. NCBI's taxonomy places the organism in Eukaryota, Metazoa, Chordata, Hyperoartia, Petromyzontiformes, Petromyzontidae. The record is from RefSeq and is a predicted model, not a curated record.